Messenger RNA from Cryptosporidium muris RN66, 813 nucleotides. Its product is annotated as DnaJ domain-containing protein. The record is from RefSeq and is a predicted model, not a curated record. Gene Ontology annotation, molecular function: Hsp70 protein binding. NCBI's taxonomy places the organism in Eukaryota, Apicomplexa, Conoidasida, Eucoccidiorida, Cryptosporidiidae. The transcript has a single exon. The coding region runs from base 1 to 813 and encodes 270 amino acids.
AUGGAUUAUUACAACUUAUUAGGUGUAUCUUGUCAUGCAACAGAUGAUGAAAUUAGAAAAGCUUAUAGGCGUUUAGCUUUAAAGUGGCAUCCUGACAAAAAUCCGGAUAAUCGUGCUGAAACAGAAGAAAUGUUUAAAAGAAUAGCUGAAGCUUAUGAAGUCUUAUCAGAUCCAGAUAAAAGACGAAGAUAUGAUACUUAUGGAGUAAAUGGAGCCAAUUCUCCUGAUAAUAAUGUUGAUUUUGAUGAAUUCCACAGACAAUUUAGUAUGGGUCAUGCUAGUAGAAUAUUUGAAGAAUUUUUUGGUACAGAUAAUAUAUUUGAUAUAUUCUCAGGGAAUGAUAUAUCCAGUAGAUUUAUAAGUAGAAAUAUGUCAAAUUCAUCUCCAUUUGAUAGAUUACAAUCUGAGAUGUUUGGUAGAUUUGGACAAUUUAGUAGAAGUUUUGGUUUUGAUGGAGCUACUCAUUCAUUUAGUAGUACAUCUUUUUCAAGUGGUAUGAAUAUGACUGGAGGCUCAUCAAGAUCCAUUUCUCAAACUACAAGUGUUAUAAAUGGUAAAGUAGUGACUCGCACUACUACAACAGAACGGUUAGCAGAUGGAACUACACGUGAAAGUAUUCAAGAAAUUGAGGAUGAUGGAAGAGGUAAUCGCAUAGUUAGAGAUUUAUCAGGACCAUCUAGUAUUGAGAAUCAUUCAAGAAUGCUUCAAGGAUCAAAUUAUCAUUUAACUCAAAAUAGAAGUGAUACUCCAUCUAAUUCACUUUAUCGUACUAGAUCUCAAAGAAAAUCAAAUCAUUAUUUUCAUAAAUUUUGA